CCCACCCCACAGGUUUUGUGGUUCUUCGUUCUUCCUCGUUUCUCUGCUCUAACGUGUCUCCUGCAUUCCUUUCCUUCUCCAUCGGCCCCUCCUUCUAAUCGCCUGCGUCGAAGAUUCUGCUACUUGCAGUUGUUAGCUUCGGCAGUCUAUCUUACAAUGGAGAAUGAAGAAGAUGCAGUCAAGAAGUCACAGGUGGUGGAAGCUCGGGCUAGGAACAUUAGUCACAAUGUCCGUUGCACCGAGUGUGGGAGCCAAUCCAUUGAAGACUCACAAGCAGAUGUCGCUAUCCUGCUCAGGAAGUUGAUUCGUGAUGAAAUUCGAUCUGGCAAAACUGAUAAAGAUAUCUAUAAAAAGCUUGAGGAGGAUUUUGGAGAGACUGUUCUCUAUGCACCACGUUUUGAUCUUCAAACUGCAGCUUUGUGGCUGUCACCGUUUUUGGUUACAGGUACAGCUGCAGGAAUAUGGGCUUAUCAAAAGCAUAGACAAAGGACUAACACUCACAUAAUGGCAUUGAACCUUGUGAGAGGUGUUCCAUUGACCCCCAAAGAGAAGCAGACAAUGCUAGAGGUUUUGACACCUCCUCCAUCACGAGGAGUAAAGAAAUGGUGGAGCCAAUGAAGCCAUGCCUUUGUAUAGUUGCAUUGGCUAUAUUAUCCAUUUUACAAGGCUUGGAAUGUUAGAACUGUAAGCAUGCUUUGGUCCGAG
This is a messenger RNA of Telopea speciosissima, 705 nucleotides long. RefSeq names its product cytochrome c-type biogenesis CcmH-like mitochondrial protein. Lineage: Eukaryota; Viridiplantae; Streptophyta; Magnoliopsida; Proteales; Proteaceae. The transcript has 4 exons. Bases 157 to 618 code for a protein of 153 amino acids. The record is from RefSeq and is a predicted model, not a curated record.